Molecule: messenger RNA, 999 nt
Organism: Neltuma alba
Lineage: Eukaryota; Viridiplantae; Streptophyta; Magnoliopsida; Fabales; Fabaceae
Product: protein STRICTOSIDINE SYNTHASE-LIKE 11-like
Exons: 3
Coding region: 1-999 (332 amino acids)
Cellular component (GO): endomembrane system
Molecular function (GO): hydrolase activity
Source: RefSeq, a predicted model, not a curated record
AUGUCGAAUAUAGCUAUCCUUGUUGUUUUCGCUCUCCUCAUUUGUUCCUCCUCUGUCGCUAACUCCAACAGAUUAUUGAGUAGGCAAUUUCUGCCACCACCACUCACAGGUCCAGAAUCUCUGGCAUUUGACUCAGUCGGUGAAGGACCUUACACUGGUGCUUCUGACGGAAGAAUCUUAAAAUAUGUAGGACCAAGUGAUGGUUUUGUUGAAUUUGCUUCCUCCUCGCCAUGCAGGAACAAAACCAUCUGUGAUGGGAUUUCUGAUUUUUCAGAAAUUCAAAAAACAUGUGGGAGGCCAUUGGGAUUGGCUUUCAAUUAUCAGACAAGCGAACUGUACAUAGCAGAUGCUUAUUUUGGACUCAUGAAGGUGCCUUCCUCUGGAGGGUCUCCAACCCAAGUUGUUUCUUGUGUAGAAGGGAAAUCUUUUCGAUUUCUAGCAGGCUUGGAUAUAGACCCUCAAACUGGAGUUGUUUAUUUCACAGAAGCUAGCACCACUUACCAGAUCAGAGAUCUACCGACACUACUUAGGAGUGGAGAUAAUUCGGGAAGCCUGGUCAAAUUCGACCCAUGCACCAUGGAAACGAGUGUGUUGCUUAGAGAUCUAGCAGUGCCAUCUGGGGUGGCUGUAAGCAAAGACGGUUCAUAUGUGUUAGUGAGCGAGUUCAUGGCCAACAGAGUCCAGAGAUUCUGGCUGGAAGGUGACAAACAAAACACAUCAGAAAUAUUCUUACAGCUCCCUGGAAAACCAGAUAAUAUCAAGAGGAACUCAGCGGGGGACUUCUGGGUGGCGGUGAACAACCAGGUGGGAUCGCCACCACCGUCAAGGCCGCCGGUUCUGCCUCUGGCAGUGAGAGUGGAUGGGAAUGGUUUUGUUUUGCAAGAAGUGGCCCUGGUUGAGGAAUAUGGUACUGAAAUGGUGAGUGAAGUUCAGGAGUUUAACGGGAAGCUGUAUUCUGCUUCCCUUGAUGUUUCCUAUGUCAAUGUUUUCAUGCCUUAA